Molecule: messenger RNA, 1355 nt
Organism: Mercenaria mercenaria
Lineage: Eukaryota; Metazoa; Mollusca; Bivalvia; Venerida; Veneridae
Exons: 3
Coding region: 252-884 (210 amino acids)
Source: RefSeq, a predicted model, not a curated record
GUUACCGUUUAUGAAUAAUAUAAGUCUCAAUUUUCUCAAUAUUAACUACAAACGAAUGAGAAACAUAUGUAUUUUCAGGAGUUAUAUGCAUCCAUAAGUUUCGAGUGAUUUUAUAUUCAUAUUUUAUUAUUCGAUUUUGUUGUUUAUGUCAUAACGUCUAUGAGAAGAUCUCUUGGAUGCAAAGAACGCAACCAAGCAAAUGUAAUAGCAGAAAACGCUUAUGAGAAAACGUAAUAAAAAAUUAUUUCAUUAUGAAAGUUGAAGCAAAACUUGGAAGAAUAAAAUAUUUUGCUGCUUUAGGGACUUUAGUUAUAUUAAUGUUGACAGUACAAAGAAUGAAAUACACGAAGUUGGAUAUGACAAGCAACUAUAAUGCCUUCCUUUUAUCAGAAAGUAGCACUGGAGUGGGGAAUCUUAACGAUGUUGGACGUGUUUUGUUAGAACAAAGAAAUAAUGUAUCAAAAUUGCUAAACAUGAAACAACAGGUACUUGGACAACUGGAAUGCAAGCAGAGAAACACAACAACUGCAACUGGAGGCUGGUGUGAGAAACAGAGCAGAGCACAUGCAGGAAAAGAAAUGACCGAUGAACAGCUGGUGCCUACAUUGAUACAAGUGUUAAAAGGAAAAUACAUUGGAAGUUUUGGUGAUGGGCCGGGGCAAUAUAAAGAACUCAUUAUUGCUUCUGGUGAAGUAAAAGGCUAUGAUGCAUAUGAUGGGGCGCCAUUUACUGACGUAACAAGUAAUGGGAGCGUUAAGUAUCUUGAUUUGACUCUACCACAGUAUGGAUUGCCUCUAUAUGACUGGGUUCUGAGUAUCGAAGUGGCAGAACAUAUUCCAAGAAAAUAUAUCCUUUCAAAAGACGUUUUAAUGUUACAAACUUAAAAAAUACAAAACAUAACAACGGAAAUUCUAGACGAAUUUUUAGAAGAUUUUUGACUAGACUUCAUAUCAUAUGUAGAGAUAUUGACAAAGGGUCAGUGCGAAUAUGCACCUUAGCGAUAUGUUUCCUAUAGUGGGAGGGACCAGUUUCGUAUUUGGCCUGGGUACGUUUUUUUAAUAAAAUAGGUAGAUGUACUUUAGAGGCAUUUAUAUUCAACUGGUUAUUUAUGAUGUUUAUAGAACUAAGGAUUCCUGCGUACGAGUAAUUAUUGUCUAAAAUAGAUAUAUGCUUGAGUCGAGUUUCCUAGUUCCGUGUAGACGGGCGGAUCUAAAAUCUUACCUGAGCAAACGGAAGUCAGACGAAAUGGACACGGUCAUCCAUCCAUCCAGAUUCAGCUCAAAUUUGCGGAAAAAUUCAACGGUUAUGAGACACUGGCACCAGACCAGAUAGAAAAUGCUUCUGUACAUGCUAUA